GACAUCCUUCUCAACUUCCUGCCUUAAUAAGCGCCAUUUUCGGCGUUGUCACGGGACCACAGCAUGCCGUUGACAAACAGAUAAUUGGACCAGUAUUUAACGUUUAAGACCUCUUUUCCAGUAUUGUUAAAAAAUGGGAAGGAAAAAGAAGAAGCAGAUGAAGCCAUGGUGCUGGUAUCCUUUUGUGUGUGUCGCGCUGUGUUUACCUGGGAAUGCUACAUGCUAAGUGUUAGCUCAACACAAGGAAGGCCUGUGUCUAUCCUCUUCGUGGAUUCUUAGUUUUUAGGCGUUGGUAGACGCUCAUAUCUGUCAUUGGAGGAUAGUAAAAAGCCUUACCGCUUAAUUUAAAGUAGUCUUGACGUAAAUAAUACAACAUAUUUUGCGUUCAGAGAAGAUGGAGUUGGGACUGACCGUAUUGUUACCUCCCUUCCUACGUUAGCUCCUUCUGUUAGCUACAUUCAUACGCUGACUGUUCAAGCUGAUUGCGAGCUUUAAUGCACCUUAUUUGCUUUUAUAUCGUUUUAUAAUGUUACAAUGUGUUUGUCAGGAGUUAAUCUUGUAGCUGGUUGAUUAUCACGGUGAGGUAAUUGUCUUCGGUGAGCUUUGUAUAGCAUGGUGCUGAAAACACAAUAUGUACUGUUCCAUGUGUGUUGAAGUUUUCCGAACAAUCCUUGACUCCUCACUCCAGGUACUGCAAUCGAGAUUUUGAUGAUGAAAAGAUCCUCAUUCAACACCAGAAGGCAAAGCAUUUUAAAUGCCAUAUUUGUCAUAAGAAGUUGUACACGGGCCCUGGUUUGGCGAUCCAUUGCAUGCAGGUGGGUGCCUAUUAAAUACACAAUUAACAAACGCCACAACAUUAUUAAUUCUACGUUGCUUCUGGUUUUAUAGUUUCUGUUGACAUGAUCACACGUGCUUUAUAUUUAGUAUUGAAGUCAGCAGUGGGUGGUGGUGGCAUACUAGAGUGUGUCAUAUUGAGUGGUGAUCCCUUAUAUUUAGUCCCCUCAUGUCCAAUAAUUAUGAGCAAAAUAAAAAGAACGAGUAUUCCACCAACACCCAGUACAACUUCAGCAAUUAAUGUAAGAGCAGUUAUCAACUGACUCCUUAUGCAGCUACUUAAAAAUUGAAAGUUAAGUUUGUGAUAGGAUUGUUGUAUUGAAUUGGCCAGGGUUUCCUAAUAAUGUGAUUGAUUGGUAUACUUUAAUCCAGGUUAGUUCAUGAGUUGUUGUAUCCAUGUUUCUCAUUGAUUGACAAAGGGCAGUUGUGUCUUAACAUGUUCUCAAUAGAAGACUUUGUUAUGGCAUGGCUCUUGAUGUGUUUUUUCAGGUUCACAAAGAGACGAUCGACAGUGUGCCAAAUGCGAUUCCUGGAAGAACAGACAUUGAGCUGGAGAUCUAUGGUAUGGAAGGCAUUCCAGAGAAAGACAUGCAAGAAAGAAGACGAACGUUAGAACAAAAAUCUCAAGGUUUGUACGCAAAUACAUUCUCCUUGUCUUAUGAAUGUAUCUUUGCUGAUGGAUAUGUUUUGACAUGGUGUGGUGUAUUGCUUUAAGGGAGAUUCAUGGUAUUCGGCACAAUCAUCUCAGAGUUAACAUGAGAAGUAGAACAUUUGCCACUUCAAGUACAGAGGAAAGUGAAGAGUUUUGGUUGACCGUAAUAUAUAACCACUGGUUUCUUUAUCUUCUAAAAGACUAUAGAGGAAGUUGUGUACAGUGUUUCUGAGUAAGGGAAGUAGUUCUGAAAAUAUGGAAAGUCUGUGACUGAUAAAUGGAUGAAUUUUGAAGUUGCCUCAUGUAAAUGGUUUAAUCAUUUUCAUCUUAAGGAUUGUUUGGGCUGGGUUCAAAUGCAUACUUAAUGAUACACUGAAGCCCCCAUAACACAAAACUAAUCUUUAGGAUAUAGGGGUAUUAAAGGCAGAGCCUGCACUAGCAAUGGUUAUUCACCUGUUCAGUUUCCAUUUUCUAUCCCACCACCAGUCCUCCAAACAUGAGCUUUCAUCCUGCAAGUUAAUGUCGUUCUUCGUGAAUUAAGCCUCAGAUAGCUUUCUCCAAACUGCUGAGCUACUAUAACUAGCUCUAACUGAUGCGUUUAGGUCUCUCUGACAAAAUGCACAGACCUGCUGGUGCUGAUGACCAUAGCAUGCAUACAUGGCUGUUGCACACACAGAGGAGCAGAGACCUGAGCUGACUAGACCUGCUUCAAGGAUCAGCACUUUAAUACCGAUGCCGAUCUAGCUUUUUGUGUCAGUAUCUGGCUGAUACUUGGUACCAGGAUCAGGAUCGUUGCAUCUCUACUUGAAGUCUUUACUCUACAGCAAACCUUAGGGGUUGGAUUUUGGUGGUUGUAAUUUCUGUUGAAGCCUUCAAAGUAAACUGUACCGUUUCUUUUGCUUUCAGAGAGUCAAAAGAAAAAGUCCAACAACCAGGAUGACUCUGACGAAGAUGACGAUGACGAUGAUGAGGCAGGACCAUCAGGACAGCAGGUUCCUGCUAUCCAGCCCCAGGCGGGCUACACUGCUCCAAUGGCUCAGCUUGGGAUGCCGCCUGUGGCUGGUGCACCUGGGAUGCACCCUGGAGGAUACCAAGGCAAGCAUUUCAUAGUUUAUAAGCAGAAUAUUAUUUCACAUAUAUUAUUAUCAUUAUGUAUAUUAUGUGAAAUUUAUUGUGAUGAUUUCAGAUGAAUAUGUAACUCACUAUUCUGUGCACUAAUGAAAUAACUUAAACCAACCCUUUGUAUAUCAGUCUAGGUUUGAUGGUCAAAGUUGUAUAAGUCGUAAAUAAACAUUAAAAUACAAAUGCUCUGAAACUCAGAGAUUCUGAGUCUUACCUGGUAGGGAAAUGAUCACAUUGAAUAUAAUGUAAACAGAGAUGCCCUCUGACUCACUGUUACAGGUAUGCCUCCUGUUAUGCCCGGUGUUCCUCCCAUGAUGCAUGGUAUGCCUCCUGCAAUGCAUGGAAUGCCACCAGGGUAAGAGUUCCCUCGUACAGGUUUUCAUGUCAUGAUGAAAAGGCAGUUUGAUUCUGUUUUAAUCCAGCCUGAAUAGUACUCCGAGCAGAGGUACAGUGUGUAGAAAUGGGAAUGUUUUUUUCUAGAAACUAACAGUAUGUCAAUACAGACCUUUUGUGCACAACUUUUUUCCCCCCUUGUUUUUGACUUUAUGCAGUGUAUUUGAAUACAGUAAAAUCACAAAUGUGUAUGCUAAGUGUACAACUGAUCGCCACUAAAUUCUUCACAUUGUAACAUAAAAUCAUGUCAGUUUUGGUGUUAAUUUUGGAUGGAAUUGUUAUUCUUUUGCAGCUGUAUUAGCCUUAAUGUCUUACUCCUUUUGCAGCAUGAUGCCAAUGGGUGGAAUGAUGCCCCCCAUGAUGCCAGGGAUGCCUGGAAUCCCCCCAGGUGAGUUGUGCUGUUUGUAGCUUCCUAUUAACAACACAUUGGUUUUUGAUGAAAUGUACAAAUAUAAAGGACUUUGAUCUACGAUUUAAAUAAAUGAUAUCAGAUAAGGAGCGUAGAGUGUUUUAAUUUUGCUCUUCAUGUCCUCAUUAUGAUAUUUUCGGGUGGUUGUUUAGGAAUGCCACCACACAUGGCACCAAGGCCGGGGAUGCCCCACAUGGCUCCAACCCCUGCAGCAGGAGAGAUACCCAGUCGACCGGUAGCCCCAGCAGCCCAGCCUGCUGUCACCAAACCUCUCUUUCCCAGUGCAGCACAGGUGAGCACAGUGUUAUCAUUCUCUUAAAGAUACACCCUUCAACUCAAACUGUGUUUUUUUUUUUUUGUACCAUUCAAAUUUCUAAUGGCGUCUUUAAACACAGCAUCAAGGGAUAAUAUACACAUUAUAUUCCCCAGCAUUCCUCUCUUUCCGUAUUUGUUUCCCUCACCCCUACUUGGUGUUUCUAAAACAGAGCUACGAUAAUGUAGUAUAUUGUGUUCGAUUAUGUGGACAUGUUCAAUGCCAACGCUAUGAUCUCCUUUCCACCAUGCUGCAGAUGGGCUCUGGUAUUCAUAGCAGCACAGCAGCUGUUUCCUCUCCACCUGCAGACCUACAGUCUGUCUCCUCCCAGCCUCCCUUUCCUAACACGCCACAAGUACGCUCACAGACAGGACUUUGACUCGGGCUUGGGCAGCUGCAUGUUGCUUACCUUUAACCUCUGCCUCUAAAUUCCUAUGCGGGCUUAUUACUAACUCUUUAUUGCCUUGUUAGCCUUGCUGUGCAUCAAACCGAGCACAGCGAACUUAAAUGUCAGAGUCAGAGGAUGUUAUUCCUGAUGAUUACUGACAUGUUGUUUGUGUGAGCUCUCAGGCUGUGCAUGUGCUUCAAUCAACACAAAAUGAGACAUACAAAUGGGCUAACGUGAUUAUGAUUUUGCAUUAUUCAAACCUCUGAAGCAUGAAGUCUGCGACGUCUGCUCAUCAAGCUUUGAAAUGACUUUGAUCAUUGCAUCAUUACAUAAUACAUAUUGCACCUCUGAGGAUUUUUUUUUCAUGGUGAAUUGAUCUUUUAUUCUGAGUAUAAAGAAUUGAAGUCAUUUCAAGCCCAAAAGCACUCCAGUUGUAAGUGUAUAAAUGUUUUGUUUGUUCGAUGUAAAAGACGUGCCUUUUUGUAUACAAUAGAAAUGUCUAUAAAUAUGAAAUAUAAUCCUCAAUAUUUUCCUCUACAUUAAUCAUUAUAAUCUUACAGAAAAAAUUCAACAUUGACAUGAAAAGCAAUACUUGAUGUUGAGAAGACCUAUUCUUAAAAAUAACUGCACAUCUAAAUGCGAUGUCUAGAAUAUCAAGGACUUUGCACUUGCCAACAGUGCCAAAACCAUAGACUGUAUAUACUUUGGACAACUUCGCUCCGCCUCCCGCCCGUAUACAGAUUUGAAGCCAAAAAGUUCUUACUAUCUCUGGGAUGUUUCUUCAUUUCCUGAAACCAGCGCUGUGCAGUAGCAUUGUGCGCUUUCGGCGGGAGAGUCGCUGUGAUGACGCUCGGCUCAAACAGCGUAUCCCCCGGGUGAGCUACGCAAUCCCUGAACGCCAAUAGGCUGUAUCAAGUGUCAAUCAUUGAAAACAUGAACCCCCUAAUAACUUUUAAAAACGGAGCUUCACAGAAAACAGAGGACUUGAGCACAAACCAGUCUUACUGUAACUACAUGUCAACAUCGCAAGCAGGAGGGAGAAAAGUUGCUUUACCCAGCGAGGAGGCAGACGCUGUCCAUUCUUUAUACAGUCUAUGGCCAAAACUUUAACCAAAUGACAUGAAAUGGGCGGUCAGAAGAGCUCAAGUUUGCUAUGAAAACAACCCCUCAACAGAACCACAUGCUGUUUGCCUCCUUGCCAUGCCACCCCAUAUGGAUGCAGUAAUUAGUGGUAAAGGUGCUCCCACCUUUUAUUGAGUGCUUCAUUCUUUCAGAAUUUGGACAUUUCUGUAUUUUACAUCUUUCUAUAAUAAUCAGAUUUUCUUUGAGUACCAGGGAAAGUCAAGGAAGCAGCUGUUUUGACUCUAUCCAUAAGUUACCUGUAUCAUGUUUUUUUUUUUUUUUUGCACAGGCCCAGCAGAGCACUUCAGGAGCUGCAGCUUCAAACUCCCACAGUACAUCUGUGUCCAUCGAGCCUCCCAAAGCAACAUUCCCCGCCUACACCCAACCCUCUGUCUCUUCUUCCUCUUCCACUUUUUCCUCUUCUAACCCCUCCAGCAGCACUGUGGCCAAACCCCCCGCCACAGUGGCCACAAAGCCCGCUACCCUCACCACCACGAGUGCAACUAGUAAGUUGAUCCACCCUGAUGAGGAUAUCUCGCUGGUAAGUUGCUUGAGCUUUCCGUGUUGCCCUUCUCACAGUAAGUAAUGGCUGAUAUAUACAUUAGCGCAUGAUAAGAUAAAUGGAUAUUAGCAAUAUUUGAUUUUACUCUGGAUCUGAGAAUCAGUGUUAAGCACAUUAUGAGAUAAAGAGAAUAUCUACAUAGUGUAAGAGAAGCAUUAAGGGAUCAUAUCCUUCCUCUUUCUUAGUUUUUUUUUGUGGUUAUGAUGAAGUGUGAUUCUGGAUUUGAAUUCUCUCAGUGUGAAGUCAGGGUACGCCAACAUUCGUUCCUAAUUCCUCAUCAUGUUUUGUGAGUGUCUGGGGGGCACAACAGUGUUUCUUUAGCCUGAACGUUUGCCUUUUGUGUUGUCCCUGCCAACAGGAGGAGAUGAAGGCCCAGUUGCCUCGUUACCAGCGUCUCUUACCUCGGCCGGGUCAGGCCCAUGUGGCUGCUCCCCCUGUGGCAGCUGUAGGCAGCAUAAUGCCGCCACAGCAAGGCAUGCCACCACAGCAGCCUGGCAUGAGGCAUCCCAUGCAUGGUGAGUGAACGCUUGUUAGUCCAUGUUAAAUUUGCUUUUUUUUCUAAACAAAGUAGAAAGUUGUUUUUAAAAAUCAUCUAUAUCGUGUUGCAGAUAGCCUAACUGUUAAAGGGAUAUUCUGGCGUUAAAUUAAUUUAGAGUCAAACACAUCGAGUAACGAGAGCAGGAUAACAAUACACAGUGGUCUGAGGAGCCAUACACAAACCUCAAUGAAAACGCCACUCUAUAGCCACAAAUAAUGCUCAGAACAGCACCUAACUUCAUCAACAGUACAUAUAGGGUCCCAGCCAUAGUACUAACCACCAAACAUCUUUUUAGCUUUGCCUGAUUUCUUUCGCAAAGAGACUUAACACAACUCACCUACUCUCUUCCAGCAGCCGCUUGUUUGUAGCGAGACCUCAGGCCAGUCUAUUACCGACUACAGCGGGGUGAUGCAGCUCAAGGAAGAACAUUUAUGAUCAUUUUUUCAUGUUAAUGCAAUCAGACUGAGACGCCAAGGCAGAAGAACUACGGCGUCCGCAGUGCAAAAUGAUUAAUAUGGUGAUUAUUGCUAUAAGGAAAUGAGAGAAAUGAUCAUAAAUGUUCUUCCUUGAGCUGCGGUUGAGGUUUGUUUAUGGCUCCUCAGACCGCUGUGUAUUGUUAUCGUGCAGUUGUUACUAAAGUUGGUAUAAGUAGAGAAGUAAGCGGUCGGCAACAUUCAUCUCUCGACGGGGUGUCUAACUCGGUGUUAUGGUGUGUUUGACCCUGAAUUAAUUUAACGCCAGAAUAUCCCUUUUAAGACGCUCCGUAUGUGCAGGCAGCCCAGGUUUGUAUUUGUCAACAAGCUUUGACAAAAAUGUUCCUCUCUUUGCUCUCUGCAGGUCAGUACGGUGCCCCUCCGCAGGGCAUACCAAGCUACAUGCCUGGAGGGAUGCCUCCAUACGGGCAGGGUCCUCCUAUGGUGCCCCCAUACCAGGGAGGCCCUCCCAUGGGCAUGAGACCACCCGUCAUGUCUCCGGCUGGACGCUACUGAAGCAGCAAAGCAGCCACCACAUUAGGUUUGAGGUUAAAACCUUUCUCUCAUCCUUGUGCUUUUUCAAACCUAGCUGCAAGCAAAGAGCUUUGAAACCAGUGGUGGUGAAGACAAACAUUAUUUGUUAGAACUUGUGGACAUUUAAUGUAACAACUUUAUUGGAAAACACCACACAAGUCCCUGAAAGCUAUUCUGUCAUGAUUUGAUUGCAUUUGAGGAUAUAUUCUUUUCCCCAUAGGUUUCACUCAGGUUAUAGAAGUGAAGUGUGUUAAAAUCAUUCAUAUUUCUUUUGAAGCUGCUGGAGUAACAUGAACGUACCAACCCCUUACAAAGGCAAGUUUCUCUUGUGAACAUUUGAUUAAUUUUAUUUUGUUUAUGUUCGUAGUUUGAGGCCCUCACAGCACGCUUAGGUGCUGUUGGACUUGCGUCCCCAACCUUGGUUGGUGAGGGUCUCAGUGAUGAAUAUGAUUCCAUUGAAGUAGUGUUAAAACUUUUGCUUCAACAGUCUCUAGCUUUAUUCUUAUUUCAGGUUUGUUUUUAAUAUUUCUUGCUCAAGAAGGGUACCUGUAUGCAUCCUUUGUAAUGUUUUAUGAAUCUGUUGUAAUAAAAUUCAUCUUGAAAUCCAUUGCUGGUUUGUCCUGACGUACGUGGAGGUGAGUGAUGAAGGUUUGUACUGAUGUCAUAUUUCCAGAAAUAUUUUGGCUUUGUUUAACUACAAGAUUAUCUCAUCAGGUAUCAAUAAAACAAGUUUGCCAUCAUCUAAUAUUGCAGUCCACUGAAAAAUUGAUAACCAAAAAAAAAAAAAAGUUUUACACCACUUCAAAAUUAUUAUGUUGCGCGCUCAGUUAAAGUUUACUGUCAGCCCUGAUCAAAGAUGGUGGCUAACUUGUAGUCCCAGGCAUUGCAUGUUACCUCAUAAUAAUGAAAGAAUCAUCUGCAGAUGGAAUAAUACUUAACACGUGUUAAAACAGAAUCUAAAUUUUAUCUAUUUUUUUCUGAACACACUUAUCAGCAGUGAAACAUGCAUGAAUGUGAUAAUGUUAUCCUGUUCACUGCAGGGGGACAAGCACAAAGAAAAGACCUCCAGCAUUACAUUUGCUCUGAGUCCAUUCCCAGUCAAGUACAGCUUUUGUUUAGGGUCUAGAUUGAAGAGUUUCCCUUUUUAAAGUGUGAUACUGAUCAUCUUUUUGAGAACCGAUCAUUUAAACAAUAUGGUAGUGAUUAGAUUUGCAGGUGAUUGUCACACGCUUACUAAAUUAUUUAUUUUUAUUGACACUUACCUAAAUUUCGGGUCAUUUUAAAUGUACCUAAUGCUAGAGUGAAAUGCUGCUUUUUUCCUGACAUUCAGUAAGUAUGACAGAAAUCUACAUUGUUCAAGAUUUAAAUAUACUGCUUGUCUCAUUUGGUGUUAACUGGCUAUGAGCUCUCCAUCUUUUCUCUUAAAUUCAGUCAUCAGUCAUCGUUAUCAGAUCCUGAGGUGGAGAUUGCCAAACAGUGAUCUCUGAGAAGACAAACCCGAUUUAUCAUGCAAAAAAAUAAGACAACCAGAACAUUUAACUUGAGUCUUUUGUGCCUACAUGAAAUUUCUUUGAAGUUUGGCACAAGUUUUCCUAUGAUACAUAUCACUUACUGCUUUGUAUUUGUUUUUGUUGUCUGUAGCCUCAUCCAUAUCAGCCUUAAAACCCACUCAGCUGGCAUGACAGGUCAGUUAAACCCUGUAAGUACCUGAUGUUUAUUUUAGUGUGGGUCUGUCCUGUACUACUGGAUAUUAGGCCUUGUAUUACAUGAAUUGUUGUGCUAUUGUGUUUUGAAUUCAAGCAAGAUUAUUGUUGACUCUGGGGAAAAAGAUGUUGAUCAUUUCUGUUUAAGUAUUAAGGUUCAAAUAUUACAAUUUAUUGGAAUCAGUUGGGUUGAUUCAGUUGGGUCAGUCUACAAACAAGUCCAGAAGACUUGACACACAGUGUAAAAUGUUACUAACAACUGAUUUGGAUGGACUUGAAAUCAUUUUAACUUAUUAGUGUGGAAACAGUGUGAAGGCAUCUUUUGAAUAUUGAAACUAAAAAAAAUUGUUUUAUGACAGAUACAGUAAAUGCUUAUUUUUUGAUGUGAUGCCAGCAGCAUGUUUCAAAAAAACAUCAAAAAAAUAACAUGAUAGGAGCAUAUUUACCAUCAUGUUUCAUCACCUCAUCGUGUUUUAACACUAAACUUCUGGGAGCCAAGGAGGACAGUUUCUAAAGAGACAUGUCUCAUUCUUCCCUGUCAGUCUAUUUUGGAUUUGUUCUGUUAUAUUUUUCUUGUCAUGAUGUGCUGAAGGAUUUCAGUGGGUGACAGGUCAAUGUUGAGGGUGGGCCGGUUUAUCACCCAGACUCUUGUCAUGUCUGCAGAACCUGGUUUCAUCGGCUUGGGGAAAAAAUAACACCUUUCUACAUGUGCAGGCUUUUCAUGCCAUCACAGAUGCCCUCAUUUGUGCAGGGCACUGAUCACAAGCGUUGUGUGUUGUCACAGUGUCCAUGAUUUCCAGAGUGCUAAAUUUUGAAUAUUCAGAUCUCAGGAUUAGAAAUUUGCUUCAUUUUGUCUUAAAAAGGCUCGGGUCUCAAAGAAGUCACUGGCAUUUCUAGAUCACAUAUAUUUAAAGUGUUUUUCUAUUCGCGUGGCACAGUUGCAUUGGUGGAUGCAGUGAUGAACAGUGUUAACAAUCAAUGAUUUUGAACCUUUGCUGUGAUUUCCACCUCAGAACUGUGUCUGCAGUUCUGCUUGAGGGUCAGACCAUCACGACCAUGUGGUAAUGGUUUUGGUCUUGUCCUUUUCGCACAGUUGAAUUAUAUUAUGUACUGUAGAUUAAGAAAUCAAAGGACUCAGAGGAUCAAUAUUUUGAAAUGCAGAAUUGUUUACUUAAUCCCUCACAAAAUAACAGUUUUUUCCAUCAUCACGUCUGAUUGACUCAGGUUCCACUGUGAUACCCAUUUAUACUUCUAAUCCAUGGCAAAUAAAUCCCAUACUUGUUUUUAUGUUUUCUGUCCCAACUUUUUGAAACCAUGUUGCAGGCAUCAAAUUUAAAAUAGGCAUAUGUAUUCUUUAUUUAAAACAAUUGGUGCCUUUUACACUAUUUAUAAUUCAAGAAUUUCAAUGAUUGGGAAACCAUCAGAUUUUGAUCUCAUUUUUAGCAGCACACUAACUCUCUAGAAGUUGCGAAAUAACUGUGUAUAUUUUCUUGUGGCAUCUAGAGCAGUACUUCUACACUUUUGGGGCUGAAGGGGGAGCAUAAAAGCAACAUGUAGAGCUCCUUGAACAUUAUCCAUUCAGUCUAAAAUACUUUUUUCAGUUGAAUCAAGGUGGGUGCUAUUAUAAUGCUAUUAUAGCCAAUAGCAUUAAUUUCAACACUCCUCUGUGACAGUCUUCAUCAGGUGAUAUUUUAUGUCUUUACCUCAUCCUACAUUUCAUCAAUUUUGAAAACAAGUACUGUACACACUUGCCAGUCUUGUAUGUUUCAAAGUUUUUAUUGAAAUGGGAUGCAUUACAUUGUCCGAUUUUUUUUUGUAUGUUCAUAAUAAAAUGCAUUUACUCUGCUGAGACCAUGUGUUUUUCUUUUGUUCAGUGUAAUGACCCAUGAAAUAAAGUCUAUUAUUGUGUGGUUAUAUGUAUGUUCAGCAUUCAAGAACUAGUACACCACCUAGUGUCUCAUAAGAGUAUUACAACGCCCUUUUCCAGUUCCCGUUAGAAUCACUGUUCCCUGUGAAAUAGUUGAAUAAAACCCUUGAGCUAGUGUAACUGGUCAACUGUGUUUAUAUGAGAGUGUAACACCAGCGUAGAGAAAGAAAUGAACCCAAAAUAUUUUCUAUUCUGUUAUUCUUGCGCUUCAUUAUAGAAGUCACCACAGCAGCCAAUGAUAAGAAAAUAUAGAGGCACCCAUUUGAGGUGUUGACACUUAAAUGAUCGAGCGAGGAUAUGUUAUUAAAUGUAGGAAUGACAUGCAAUAACUGCAUUAAAAUGUUAAUUUCAUAAUUUAACCCUCUCUACACAAAGUUGAAGUCCUGUGUGAAAUGUGGAAUAGAAUGUGAUGAUUUGCAAAUCCUUUUGAUAAAUGUGAAGAUUACUAAUGCCAUGUGUCCAACUUAAUGCUUUUACCAAGUUAGUUAGUCUCUCUCUUUGGUCCACACACUGUUCACGAGUACAACACAGAAUUUCACAUUUUGAAUCCUGACCUUAGGACAGUUUCUCACUUAACCAUCCCCAAAUGAGCUCCAGCCCAGAGAGGGAGGAGGCAUUUCUGAAUUUUUUUUUAUCACAAUUUGUUUAUUGACUUUUUUCAUCUUUAUGAACAUGCAUUCACAGAAAUAUCAAUACAGCACACAAAGAACAGGAACCCUUUCACCCCCUCCCCUCCCUCAAUAAGAUCUACGGUAGAUGAAAUGUUCACACAAGUAUGAAUAUGUAGAAUUCGGUCCUUGUCUUCAUUUCCACACUACACAAUACCAACGCUUCAGACAUGGAACUGGUUGCAAGCCGUUGCAAGAUUAUAAAGUCAAUGAUAACCGUCCUUGUCCAGGACCAGGCACUUGCCCAUUGAGGUUAUUCAUAAAGGAUAAGAAAGAAGACCACAUCCUGUUGAAGUCCUCAAUUUUUCCUUUUGCCAUGUAAGCCAGUUUUUCCACUGCUAGGUUAGAUGCCAUUUCUGUAAUCCAUUGGGUCCCUGGGUCUCCUUCCAUGCUAAAGCAACCACACAUUUGGCUUGUAAUUAAUUAGUUUGCCUUCCUUCUCAGUCACUGGAAAAUCGUCAGGGUAUAUGUGUAACAAACAUAAUUUAGCCUCAGUCAGUAUAUAUUUUUUAAGAGGAAGAAUUUUCAUUGUUGUUCAUCAAUAGUCUCUUUUUCUGACCUUGACCAGUCUUCUACAGAAGAAGCGCCCGAGCAGGCUCAUAUGGGCUCACUUGGUCGAUCACUGCCACAAACUCUUGUGGGUUAACAACGGCACCUCACCUGAAGUCACGCUUUAGCCUGAACAGGCAACCAAUGACGAGAGACCAGUAGAGUAAUGGGCUCAUAUUGAAGGUCUGGUCCUCCAACUCAGUCAACUUAUGUUGGAAUACCAAUACUGGCCCCUGGUGAACUGCUUCUAUAAGAAGUUCUCUACAUAUGCAAUGUUUUCACUCAGGAUGGCAUGGUUAUAUAUAAAUGUAUAUGGGUGAUUUAUAUUCAGUGUUUAUCUAUUGCUGGGUCUCCAACUCCCCCCCACCUGCUUUAACACGAUAUGCCUCCUCU
This is a messenger RNA of Xyrichtys novacula (pearly razorfish), 12580 nucleotides long. The record is from the annotation of a GenBank genome assembly. Lineage: Eukaryota; Metazoa; Chordata; Actinopteri; Labriformes; Labridae.